AUGGACACCGAGAAAGAAGAUACCAACUGGGACACUCAAACCAGACAACUGCAAAAUGCUGUUGUAAAUGUGGAGAAGCAUUUUGGAGAGCUGUGCCAAAUAUUUGCUGCUUAUGUUCAGAAAGCUGCCAGACUGCGAGACAAAGCAGACCUCCUAGUGAAUGAAAUAAACGUGUAUGCCUCUACAGAGACCCCAAACUUAAAGCAGGGUCUGAAAAAAUUUGCUGAUGAGUUUGCCAAACUUCAGGAUUAUCGACAAGUAGAGGUUGAAAGACUUGAAGCCAAAAUAGUUGUACCAUUGAAAGCUUAUGGAACCAUUGUAAAAAUGAAACAAGAUGACCUCAAAACAACAUUAACAGCAAGGAAUCGAGAAGCUAAACAGUUAACUCAGUUAGAAAGAAUGCGUCAGCGAAACCCAUCUGGCCGACAUGUUAUUUCACAGGCAGAAACAGAAUUUCAAAGAGCUAUGAUGGAUGCUACCCCAAAAACUCAUCACCUGAAGGAAACUAUUAACAAUUUUGAAAAGCAGAAAAUAAAGGAUAUAAAGACAAUAGUUUCAGAAUUUAUCGCUAUUGAAAUGUUAUUUCUUGGCAAAGCUUUAGAGGUCUACACUGCUGCCUAUCAAAAUAUACAAAAGAUUAACGAAGAAGAAGACUUAAAAUUAUCCCAAAAUUCUAUGUAUCUACCAGAUUAUUCAUCUCAUUUAGAUAUUGUAAGAGGAAAUUCAAAGUCGCUUCUUCAGAGAUCUUUGUCAGCUAAAUGUUUAUCUGGAACAGGACAGGUGUCCACCUGUCAACUAAGAAAGGAUCAACAAGCAGAUGAUGAUGAUGAAGAGGAUGAAGACUUAGGUGUGACGGAAGAAGAAAAUUAG
Pteronotus mesoamericanus is the source of this 870-nucleotide messenger RNA. RefSeq names its product CBY1-interacting BAR domain-containing protein 1-like. The coding region runs from base 1 to 870 and encodes 289 amino acids. NCBI's taxonomy places the organism in Eukaryota, Metazoa, Chordata, Mammalia, Chiroptera, Mormoopidae. The record is from RefSeq and is a predicted model, not a curated record. Gene Ontology annotation, biological process: cilium assembly. The transcript is spliced from 2 exons. Gene Ontology annotation, cellular component: ciliary transition zone; ciliary basal body.